Lichtheimia ornata is the source of this 804-nucleotide messenger RNA. RefSeq lists its product as uncharacterized. The record is from RefSeq and is a predicted model, not a curated record. Gene Ontology annotation, biological process: lipid homeostasis; nuclear envelope organization. The coding region runs from base 1 to 804 and encodes 267 amino acids. The transcript is spliced from 5 exons. Gene Ontology annotation, cellular component: nuclear envelope; nuclear membrane. NCBI's taxonomy places the organism in Eukaryota, Fungi, Mucoromycota, Mucoromycetes, Mucorales, Lichtheimiaceae.
AUGUCAGCAAGCCUUUUAGGAAAAAAGCGGUCUCUUGAAUCAGAAGAAAAGUCCAUUGCAGCAAGCGAUCACCCGUUCACAUUUGUUCCUCCUCUUUCACCAGGCCAGAAACUCUUUGAUCAACGCUAUCUCAGUGCAUCGUUUUCUCGCGAUCAACGUACCUCUACCACACCUCCACAUCGUGUUCGACGACGACGAUCGAAUAGCUCAUUAAGGCAAUCAGGACCCGUAACAGGAACGACGGCAACGACACAGCCACCAGCAUGGUCGAAUCAACAAUCACGUGCUCAAAGUCGAAUACCGGCUAACUGGGCCAUGUAUAUCCCCAUUGUCUACAAUGCACUCGUCGCGUUACCCAUAUUAUACAUCGUAUUCUUGGUCGUAUGGACUUUUAGUAAUGACUUUCAAAUCAAAUCAGAAGAGCAUCAAGCAGGUGUCUUGCAACAAGUGGCUUCAUGUGCAAAGAACUAUGAGAUCAAUCAAUGUCAUCCUUCAUCCCGUGUACCAGCAUUAGAAGACAAGUGCAAUCAUUGGGAAGCAUGCUUGAAUCGCAAUCCAUCCAUGAUAUCAAGGACUAAGAUAUUUGCCGAAAUCGUUGCAGAGACAUUGAAUAGCUUCGUGGAGCCCAUCUCUUACAAAGCAAUGCUCUUUUUCGGUAUUGUCAUCGUUGGCCUCCUUGUCAUCUCCAAUUUCAAUCUGGCAACAUAUUACAGGAAGCGAUCAAGCAUUCAUUACUAUCAUCAACAACUACAAACAUCAACAACCCCAUCGACAUCCAUUUCUACAACAACACCACCAUCAUAG